AUCUUUAGCGGGGUUGACUCAACGAACCCCUCCAUCCAGCAGCAUUGAGUGUAUAAGAUACCGACCGACUGUGUCAACUCCUCACCAACUCCAAUCUAAACCAAGCAACCAUGGCCGACACUUCCAUUGAGGACCUCCUAGCCCCGCGCUUCGCCGCUCUCGGCCUCGGCGAGAAAGCGCUCAAGGAAGCCACGCGCAACAAGAAGAUCACCACAGCGUGGACAGAGGUGCUCGAAGAAGCCGGGAUCGCCGCCGACCACCCCACCACCAUAGCCGAUGCGAAAGUGGGCACCACGCUGGCUUCGCUGGUCUCCACCACUGCGAAGGGCGACGGCGCGCUCGGCGGAAAGCGGAAGUACAUCGUCCAGGCCAUCCUGGACGGCCGGGUCAAGACCAACGUGCAGGUCGAUGCGGCGGUGAAGUUCGUCAAGGCGUGCGCCCCCGCCGCGGAGGUGGACGGCGAGGCGUUCGAUAAGGAAUGCGGCGUUGGAAUCGAGUUCACCCCCGAGACGCUGGCUGCCGCCGUGGCGGAGUACAUCGAGAAGAACCGCGCCACGAUCGAGGAGCAGCGCUACAAGACCCUCACCGCGACGCUGGCGGACGCAAAGACCUCGACAGACCUGAAGUGGGCGGCGCCCGGCGAUCUCAAGAAGGAGAUCGACGCGCAGUACCUUGCGCUCCUGGGCCCCAAGGACGAGCGCGAUGCUCCGCCCAAGAAGCAGCCGAAAGCGCCGGCCGAGGCGAAGGCGAAGGCUGAGGAGAAGAAGACGGAGGAGAUCGCGAGCGAUCGUAUGUUUACGGAGGGAUUCUUGGCGCAGCUGCAUAAGCCCGGUGGGAACGAGCAGAUCAUCCCCGAGAGGAUGAAGGAACACUUGGAGGCUACCGGCGGAAAGGUGUUUACUAGGUUCCCGCCGGAGCCGAAUGGGUACUUGCACAUUGGCCACAGCAAGGCGAUUGCGAUCAACUUCGGAUUUGCGAGGUACCAUGGCGGUCAGUGCUACCUGCGCUACGAUGAUACCAAUCCCGAGUCCGAGGAGGAGAGAUAUAUCGUCGCCAUCAGGGAGAUCAUCGAGUGGUUGGGCUUCAAGCCGUUUAAGAUCACCCAUGCGAGUGAUCAUUUCGACAAGUUAUAUGAGCUGGCCGAGGACCUGAUCAAGCGGGAUAAGGGAUACGUCUGUUACUGUACCGCCGAGGAGGUGAAUGCUCAGAGGGGUGGCAAGGACAACCGUGCUCCUCGGUUUGAGUGUGUACACAGAAACAGGCCGGUUGAGGAGAGCCUGGCGGAGUUCAGAGCGAUGCGAGACGGGAAGUACAAACCCAAGGAGGCUAUGAUGAGAAUGAAGAUGGAUAUCUUGGGCUCGGGCAACCCUCAGAUGUGGGACUUGACGGCAUACCGGAUUCUGGAUGCCCCUCACCCUCAGACCGGUACUAAAUGGAAGAUAUACCCAACAUACGACUUCACCCACUGUCUUUGCGAUUCUUUUGAGAACAUCUCGCACUCGUUGUGCACGACAGAGUUCAUCAAUUCGCGGGAAUCAUACGACUGGCUGUGCAAUGCUUUGGAAAUUUACAGGCCUCAGCAGAGAGAAUAUGGCCGUCUCAACCUGACCGGUACCAUCAUGAGCAAGAGGAAGAUCAUGAAGCUCGUGGAUGGUGGACACGUGCGGGGCUGGGACGACCCACGGCUGUACACACUGGUGGCCAUCCGUCGCCGCGGUAUCCCGCCCGGCGCGAUUCUGGGCUUUGUCAACGAGCUCGGUGUGACCACAUCCCACACCAACAUCCAGAUCAAGCGCUUCGAGCAGACGGUGCGACGGUACCUUGAAGAAACCGUUCCCCGACUGAUGAUGAUCCUCGAUCCUCUGCGAGUCGUGAUCGAGAACUAUCCUCGGGAGCAGGUUGAAGAGUUCGACUCCCCCUUCAAGCCGAACGACGCCAAAAUGGGCACCCACAACCUGCCGUUCUCCCGCGUCAUCUACAUUGACCGCUCCGACUUCCGCGAGACGGCUUCAAAAGACUACUUCCGUCUCGCGCCAGGCCAGCCCGUGGGUCUUCUCCGAGCGCCGCACCCGAUCCGCUACGUUGCCUGCAGCAAGGGCAUCGGUGGAAGAGUCCUCGAGGUGGUCUGCCGUUACGAGAACGACGUCCCCUUCAAGAAGCCCAAGACGUACAUCCAAUGGAUCGCCGACGCCCCCGAAAAGGGUUCCCCCGUCCCCGUCGAGGUCCGUGUCACCAAUCAGCUCUUCAAGUCCGAGAACCCUAACGACAAUCCCGACGGCUUCCUUGCCGAUAUCAACCCGGACAGCGAGGAGGUCUUCAAGGACGCCAUCAUCGAAACCGGUUUCCACGAGAUCCGUCGGCGCGCGCCGUGGCCCGAGCAGGAGGGCGAGAAGGAUAAGAGCAAGAUCGGACCCGAGUCUGUUCGCUUCCAGGCCUUGAGGGUGGGGUACUUCGCGAUGGAUAGAGAUACCGUCGAUGAUAAGAUCGUGCUCAACCGGAUUGUUACGCUGAAGGAGGACGCCGGGAAGAAUGCGUAGGUGCGGAUGAUGGUGUGCUAGUAGAUCGAUUUCCUACUUUCUUCUCUGCUUAGUGUUUUGUGGGUUGGGAGCGGGUUUGGUUGUGUGCUCGGUAUAGAUUGCAAACGUGAAACAUUGGUGUAACGGUUCCC
Molecule: messenger RNA, 2668 nt
Organism: Tricharina praecox
Lineage: Eukaryota; Fungi; Ascomycota; Pezizomycetes; Pezizales; Pyronemataceae
Product: tRNA synthetases class I, catalytic domain-containing protein
Exons: 4
Coding region: 111-2537 (808 amino acids)
Biological process (GO): glutaminyl-tRNA aminoacylation; translation
Cellular component (GO): cytoplasm; cytosol
Molecular function (GO): glutamine-tRNA ligase activity; ATP binding
Source: RefSeq, a predicted model, not a curated record